AUUUUUUUCCGCGAGUUUUCAUUGAAGUCCAAUCCAUAUUUCGACAAAAAUAAUUUUUUGCCUAAUUAAUUAGACUUUUUUUUCGAGUGUGAACAUUUUGUGUUGUGUGUGCAUCGAAGAAGAAAAUAAAGAAAAUCGGUUGUGCCAAAAGUACUUCAUCAUGUGUUCGGACAAGUGUUGUGUUGUCGGCACUGUGAUAACAGCUGUUCUGGUGUUUUUAGUUGGUCUCUCGGUGUUUAUUAUCGCGCCAAUUAUAUUUAUGUCUAGUGUGGGGAUUCAGAAAAGUCUUGUUUUUCCAGCAAAUAAAAUAGGACCGAUAAACCAUUUAAUUACGGACGACUAUCGUAUAACAGGAGUAAGAAAUAUGUAUAUUGAUGUCCCUAAUGAUGGUAAUACUGAAAAUGUAACAUUGGGAUUGUGGCAAAUUUUGCCUCAAGAAAUUGUUAGUGAUAAAAUGAAAGACGACGAAUAUAAUUUCGAUGGUGUUUUGUCCAAUGAAAAACACAAAAUUUUAUUGUACCUACAUGAUAAUCGGUCUGACCGAACCAAAUUCAUAAAGUUAUAUAAAAUUUUAAGGGAAUUUUUCCAUAUAUUUGCCAUUGAUUAUAGAGGCUAUGGGGAUUCUACAGGAAGCAACCUCACAGAAACCAACAUGGUAAAUGAUAUGAAAUGUAUUUUUAAAUGGAUACAGGAGAGAAGCAAAUCGAAAAUUUUUGUUUGGGGGCAUUCAUUGGGUGCUGGAAUAGCUACCCAUUUAAUUGCAGAGCUCAAAAAAGAACAUAUCAAUGCUAUUGGUUUAGUUUUAGAGGCACCAUUUACAUCUGUGAUUGAUGUUAUGAAAACCCAUCCUGUAGUCAAGUUUUAUUCAAUUAUUCCAUGGAGACAAGCCACAAUAUUGAAUCCUAUCAAAAAUAACGAUAUGAAUUUUGAUUCUAAAAGCUAUAUUAAAGACGUAGAUUGCCCUAUUAUGAUAUUACACGCUGAAGAUGAUGAGAUUAUACCUUUCAAAAUGGCUACAGAGUUAUACGACACUGCAAUUAAUAAGAGAAAUUCUACAUAUCAAGGCAAUGUUACUUUUCAUUUGUAUCCUCCCGAAGGAAAGGGCCAUAUGUUGUUGUAUUCGGAACCUGAUCUUUCAGAGCAAGUCAGAUUGUUUAUCAAGCAAUGUCUCGAAUUUAGCAACAAAAAUCAGUGAAAUGGCUACAACUUUUGAGAUUGGAUCGUACAAAAUACCUUAUUAUUUGAAAACUAUGUAUUCCUUUUUUAUUAUUGUUUUAUAAUAUAUAAUCCUUCCUAGCAA
This is a messenger RNA of Ceutorhynchus assimilis (cabbage seed weevil), 1300 nucleotides long. NCBI's taxonomy places the organism in Eukaryota, Metazoa, Arthropoda, Insecta, Coleoptera, Curculionidae. The record is from the annotation of a GenBank genome assembly.